Molecule: messenger RNA, 624 nt
Organism: Fusarium proliferatum ET1
Lineage: Eukaryota; Fungi; Ascomycota; Sordariomycetes; Hypocreales; Nectriaceae
Exons: 2
Coding region: 1-624 (207 amino acids)
Biological process (GO): chromatin organization; regulation of DNA-templated transcription
Cellular component (GO): nucleus; Rpd3S complex; NuA4 histone acetyltransferase complex
Source: RefSeq, a predicted model, not a curated record
AUGGCUCCUGCUCGACAGCAACCGGCACCACCGCCGUUCAGCAAAGAUCAAAAAGUGCUAUGUUUCCACAUGGACAUGCUCUACGAAGCCAAGAUUAUGGAUGUUCAGCCAGCUGAGAAGCCCAGUGACGGAUACAAGUACAAAGUCCAUUACAAGGGGUGGAAGAACACCUGGGACGACUGGGUGCUGGUAGACCGUAUCCGGACCUUCGACGAUGAGCACAAAGAGCUGGCUGCACAGUUGCACGCACAGUUGAAGCAUAACAUCCAACGAAGCACUAAGCAGCCGAAAAAGGGCCUGAGAAGUGGUGCUGAGUCUGCUAGAGUCAGCGAGGAGCGAUCAGGCUCUGCCACUGUUCAAGGAGGCAGGGGAGGAAGACGAGGCAAAGACUGGGAAUUGGAACAGGGCCAUACCGAGCCUUAUAUUGUGAUCCAGCCCCCCUCUACACCCAACUCUGCCUAUGGCGCUGCCGUUUUCCCCUCCAUGAUUCCUUUCUUGUCACUCCUCGCCCUUGUCCCAGCAUCAAAAUCCCACUUUGACAAGGCAUCAUUUCUACGCACUACAUCCUUUCCCUCCCGCAGCUCUUGUCUGCUCUACUGUUUUCAAAGUUCCCGUGCUUCCUAG